AUGACAUUGAAUAUAGUGCAACCCAAAAACAUACUUGCAACUUUGAAACGUAAUAAACCCGGAGAUAUCUCAACUAUCAAGAAAAUGUACAAUAUUUGUGUCCUUAACAACAAGGCGUUGAGGAUGGAUAGAACUAAAAAGUUUCGAACGUGCGAUGAUGGAGUAACCGUUCGAGAUAUAUUUUGGACUCAUCCUGAUUCCAAAAAGUUGUUCAACAUAUUUCUCAUUGUGCUUAUCAUUGAUUCAACGUAUAAGACCCACAAGUACAGACUUCCACUAUUGGAAAUUGUUGGUGUUACCUCUACUGAGAAGACUUAUUUUGUCGGGUUUGCAUUUCUAAGAAGAGAAAAAGAGAAAAAUCUUACUUGA
Lathyrus oleraceus (garden pea) is the source of this 369-nucleotide messenger RNA. RefSeq lists its product as uncharacterized. The coding region runs from base 1 to 369 and encodes 122 amino acids. The transcript has 2 exons. NCBI's taxonomy places the organism in Eukaryota, Viridiplantae, Streptophyta, Magnoliopsida, Fabales, Fabaceae. The record is from RefSeq and is a predicted model, not a curated record.